Messenger RNA from Drosophila sechellia, 424 nucleotides. RefSeq lists its product as uncharacterized. The transcript has a single exon. The coding region runs from base 168 to 380 and encodes 70 amino acids. The record is from RefSeq and is a predicted model, not a curated record. NCBI's taxonomy places the organism in Eukaryota, Metazoa, Arthropoda, Insecta, Diptera, Drosophilidae.
AUAUUGGACUCGAAUAUGGGGGAUACGAGGAGAUGGUCCUGCGAGCCUACAAUUUGGGACACGUGAGGCGAUGGCUGCUCCUGUGGCAACCGAAAACCGUUUGAAAUUCUCACGCAUUGCGCCAAAAGCGUUUAAGCUUUGAAACCGUAUUUGAUUGCACCUGACACAUGUCAUGUGUAACUAAGGAGUCGCCACCAACCAGCAAUAGCAAUGGCAAAAGCAAUAGCAAUAGCAAUAGCAGCUACAACAAUAACAGCAACAGCAAAAGUGGUUCCUGCCACACACAAGCAACAACAACAACGGUAAGAGACCGGAAUGGAGUCGAAAUCACCUGGAGAGCAACAAGCGGAAACUGCGGUCUGAUGAAUAUCCCGCAGUGAAAUGGACUGAAAUUGUCUCCCAAAAUGGGUGAAAAUUAAAUGCA